GCAAGUAGUUUAGUGUGACCGGUGCAUCAGUGCAGGUCACAGGAGAUGAAGCUGGAGAGGACCAACCUGGAGGCUUUGCAGAAGAAGCUGGAGGAGCUGGAGCUCGAUGAGCAGCAGCGGAAGCGCCUUGAGGCCUUUCUUACCCAGAAGCAGAAGGUGGGGGAACUGAAGGAUGAUGACUUUGAGAAGAUCAGUGAGCUGGGUGCUGGCAAUGGUGGUGUGGUGUUCAAGGUCUCCCACCAGCCGUCCGGCCUGGUUAUGGCCAGAAAGCUAAUUCACCUGGAGAUCAAACCUGCGAUCCGGAACCAGAUAAUAAGGGAGCUGCAGGUUCUCCAUGAGUGUAACUCCCCAUACAUUGUGGGCUUCUAUGGUGCAUUCUACAGCGAUGGAGAGAUCAGCAUCUGCAUGGAGCAUAUGGAUGGGGGUUCCUUGGAUCAAGUCCUGAAGAAAGCUGGAAGAAUUCCUGAACAAAUUUUAGGAAAAGUUAGCAUUGCUGUAAUAAAAGGCCUGACAUAUCUGAGGGAGAAACACAAGAUUAUGCAUAGAGAUGUCAAGCCUUCUAACAUCCUAGUGAACUCCCGUGGGGAGAUCAAGCUCUGUGACUUUGGAGUCAGCGGGCAGCUCAUCGACUCCAUGGCCAACUCCUUCGUGGGCACAAGAUCCUACAUGUCGCCAGAGAGACUCCAGGGGACUCAUUACUCGGUGCAGUCGGACAUCUGGAGCAUGGGGCUCUCUCUGGUUGAGAUGGCGGUUGGGAGGUAUCCCAUCCCUCCUCCAGAUGCCAAGGAGCUGGAGCUGAUGUUUGGGUGCCAGGUGGAGGGAGAUGCGGCUGAGACACCACCCCGGCCAAGGACCCCUGGGAGGCCCCUUAGCUCUUAUGGAAUGGACAGCCGACCGCCCAUGGCAAUUUUUGAGUUAUUGGAUUACAUAGUCAACGAGCCUCCUCCAAAACUGCCCAGUGGAGUAUUCAGUCUGGAAUUUCAAGAUUUUGUGAAUAAAUGCUUAAUAAAAAACCCUGCAGAGAGAGCAGAUUUGAAGCAACUCAUGGUUCAUGCUUUUAUCAAGAGAUCUGAUGCUGAGGAAGUGGAUUUUGCAGGUUGGCUCUGCUCCACCAUCGGCCUUAACCAGCCCAGCACACCAACCCAUGCGGCUGGUGUCUAAGCAUUUAGGAAACAGCAAAGAGCGAGUCCCUGCCCAGUGGCAUGUCAUGUUGCUUUCGGGCUUUUCCCAUGCCUCUGUUCAGAUUGCAUUUCACAUACGACAAAGGAUGAACUCAGCAUGUGCCAAAAUUCUGUUUGUGUCAUUUUUAAUAUUACCAUCCUUAUUCUGUUAUUCCCUAAGUGGAUUGGCUUUGUGCUUGGGGCUAUUUUGUGUGUGUCAAUGUUCAAAACAUGUGCCACGUUGAAUUACAGUGAAACCUUGGCGACUGUGAGUAGUCUUUCUUACUGAAUAUUGCACUGCUCUCCCCUCACCAUGAUUGGCUGGCCACCUGUAUUUUGGGGGAUUCUUUUGAUACUUGGUGGUACUUCAUUCUUGCUGGGCGUACCUUCUUUCUACUUGAGGAAGGAGCCUUGUGAGAGCCUUCACAGGCAGUGCAUGUGAAGCAUGCUUUGCUGCUAUGAAAAUAAGCAUCAGAACAUGUAUGUCAUGGUAUUUUAUUAUGUUUUUGCUUUUGGUAUAGAAUUCAGCAAUUUCCAUCAAAAUCUAGUCAGAGCCCUUCACUGCCAUGAUAAUUGGGGCUUCACCAGUCUGUCUACUCUGAUGAUUUAUAGACUUCUGGUCAUAUUUCUAUAUUUAUUUUUAAAUAUACUGUGUGGAUACUUAGUGGUAUCUGUCUCUUUAAGUUUGGAUUAGUGUUUCUAAAAUGGAGUUACUUUGAACGUUACAAGUGUAUCAAGGCAUUAAAAUGUAUGCGAUUUACCUUUCCCCAAAUCCAAGUAAUGAUGCUAUUGUAAACAAGUGUGUAUAGUGCCUAAAAAUUGUACGAAAAUCCUUUUAACCAUUUUAAUGCAAAUGUUUAACAAAUCUAAUCUCUUACUCUAAUAAAUAUACUAUCAAGUUAAAAGGCUGAAA
Messenger RNA from Myotis brandtii (Brandt's bat), 2073 nucleotides. It is a transcript of the gene MAP2K1, whose product is annotated as mitogen-activated protein kinase kinase 1. The transcript has 11 exons. Gene Ontology annotation, molecular function: protein kinase activity; ATP binding. The record is from RefSeq and is a predicted model, not a curated record. The coding region runs from base 46 to 1161 and encodes 371 amino acids. Gene Ontology annotation, biological process: protein phosphorylation. NCBI's taxonomy places the organism in Eukaryota, Metazoa, Chordata, Mammalia, Chiroptera, Vespertilionidae.